AUGACGAACAUCCCAGAGGAGUGGUAUGCCAGAGCGACAAGUUCAGACGGCCCUGAACUCCUUGCCAAAUUGCUCGACGAAUGGACCGCUGCAUACAACCUCCCUUACUCCUCCGGAGACCCAUUUCAAGACGCCAUCUCCGAACGCCUGGAGCGACUCUUUCCCGACGACUUCAUCUCGAAUCUGGACGAAGACGCGUGCUGGGUCGACCUUCCUCCAAGACUCCUCCAAAACGGGGAGUUAAACCUUCUACACGAGCCGUCCAUCUUCGCCGAUCCGUUCUACAAUCCUGGCGUCUGCGUAUGGUCUCAGCUGGUGUAUCCCUCAAUCAUGGCGCGUCUACUUGCAUUCCUCACGCAGCGUGGUAUGCUGCCUGCGGACCUGGAUCCAGAGCCUAUCAACACCGUAGCUGCGAUGACCGCGUUCAAUGCACCUGUUCAACGUGGACGGAGGAGGAGACAACCUCUAGAGCGGGUGGCAACUUCGCAUUUCAAAAGGAUGCCGCGAAGCCUCUUCACUUCUCCCAAACGCAACGCAGGCGUGCUGUUUCGCUUGAACCAGACCAUUGGGCUCAGCCGCUCUACCUUCAAUACCGCCAUGGAGGCCAAAGACUACUUUGAAGCGAGACUUGGGCGUCUACCAGCCAGUAUCGACCGGGGUGUUCCUCAACGCAGCCAGGGGCCUCUCAAAUCACUCCGCUCCCUGACAGCACCACGGAACAACUACGGCGAGAUACUCUGGAGCAAUCUUAGCGAUGGCGUGUACAACAUAUGGUGUGAGCGCCCGCGAGAUGUAGAUCAAGUGGUCUCGCUAUUCACGUCCACCAAGGAGACCGACAACGGGCGAGUCCACAAAGACGCACUGGAGUAUCUCGAGACCCGCGGUGGGUGGCACGCGAAUUGUGCAUCAGAGGAUCGUUGUCCUUGGCGUGACAACAAUGCGACGCGCAGCUGGCGGAAUAAUAUGAACUGGGGGUCGCCUCAGCACGAACACCGAAGGCAGUAUGCCUACACCGCGUCUUGUAGAGUCCUUCCUUCCGUCUUAAAGCCGGAGGACCCGAUGCCACCCUCUGCGAUGGGGUGGGGACGAAGGCUAGCUAGGACAAGAGAUCGCUCGGGCAAGAUUCUGUUGUAUCCGAGCUGGCAUUCUGCGCGGGCGAGCCACUUCAAGGAAUUUCUGUGA
Peniophora sp. CBMAI 1063 is the source of this 1182-nucleotide messenger RNA. NCBI's taxonomy places the organism in Eukaryota, Fungi, Basidiomycota, Agaricomycetes, Russulales, Peniophoraceae. The record is from the annotation of a GenBank genome assembly.